AUGUCGAGAGGACCAGGUCGUAUGCUGCAGAACUUGACACAGUUUGCUGAUGCUCAGUUCAAGCAAUUCUCUACUCGUUAUGGACAACAAGUCAUAGACAUUCUCGAUUUCCCUAUCAAAGUUGUCUUGUCUCCUUUCACUCUCGCCUUCGACAUCGUUGGUUCUGCACCUCGCGGUUUUGGCAUCCCUGAAUUCAUCUCCAAACUAUCUUAUCUUUCUGUAUUCGCAGUUGCUACACUGGGAACUUAUGACAUUGCAUUGGAUUUGGGAAAGAAAGUCAUAUGCCAAAGGGAUUGCAAAACUUGUAACGGGUGGCAGGCGUUACGGUGCACCAUGUGCAAAGGAACAGGGAGUGUUCAUUACCAAAUCAAAGAUUACAACUUGAGAAGUGGAGAGAAGCCAACAGCAGAUUGUCUUGCAGAUGCCAUAGUUGACAAUCGAGCUGAGUUGGUUCAUCUUCCCUCUUCCCUCAACCUCAGUGCACCAUUGCCAUCAAAAGACUGCCCAACUUGUGAUGGAACAGGUGUGAUGAGCUGUCCUGAGUGCAAGAACAAGCUGCAAGUCAGGAUCUCGGCUGAUGAUAUCAUGGAACCUCCAUGGAAAGCCUACAAUGUACUGAGGAAGAUGGAUUAUCCCUACGAGCACAUUGUUCACAGCAUGAAAGAUCCCAACAUUGCAAAUUUCUGGUUGAUCACUUUGCCUCAGAUUGUGGGUGGGUUUGAUUAUGAUGAAGAUGUCAAGAAGAAAAUAUGGUGGCAAUACGAGGAAUCUAUGCGAUAUGAUCAACUUCGGGACUUGGUGGCUAAGCGAAACCCUGGCUGGGAAUAUUUGCAGGAUGCCUUAUUCUCCAUUGAUCCUGUCCGAGCUCGGGAAGACCCCGUCAUAGUGAAAAAUGUCCCUUUUUACAAGGCUAAGAAAGCUUUGGAGGCUGAAGUCACAAAGCUCAGUCCACCUCCCCGCCCUCAGAAUUGGGGUGAACUGAAUCUCCCAUUGAAUACUUCCUCUUGGAGUGAAGAAGAUCUAAAAAAUCCAGCAAAAUUGUACGAGAAGACGGUUCUUCUCAAUGCUCAAAGAGAAAUCGCAGAUAAAAUCUUGGAUGCACAAUGGGAAGCUAAAUGGCGUCAAGAAAAGGUGGAGGAAAUGUUGGAGGAGAAGGUGAGACCUUUCAUCCAAGACUCAAGCAUGGGUGUUCUUCCGCAGCACAUUUUGUUAAAAUCGCAUAAGAAAGAUCAAAAGGGAAACCGGCAAAGGAAGUGGUGGUUCUUUUGA
Molecule: messenger RNA, 1269 nt
Organism: Arabis nemorensis
Lineage: Eukaryota; Viridiplantae; Streptophyta; Magnoliopsida; Brassicales; Brassicaceae
Source: the annotation of a GenBank genome assembly